AUUAGGUUUACGUAUUGUUCAUUCAUUAUGAUUGGAUCGUAGCAUGGAAAAGAUUUCAUACUUUAUUGUUGCAUGUAGUCCUUACAGUAAGAUAAAUAAAUUUCAUUGGUUGGUUGGCUGGGUUAAAACAAUUCACAAUUAUGGGGCUAGCAGAGACAUAUUACUACUACAAUGACGAAAUAGCGGAUUCUCGGACCAACGACUGGUGGUUGAUAUCAACACCUUUGCCUGUGAUGAUAAUAAUAGCAAGUUAUCUCUACUUUGUGUUAUCCUGUGGACCACGCUACAUGCGAAAUACGAAACCUUAUUUUUUAAGAACAUUCCUUACAUGGUACAAUAUUUUUCAAAUCAUUUACAACACAUGGAUAAUCUAUAAAUUAAUAACUGCUGGAUGGCUAACACAUCUCACCGUGGGUUGCGAGCCCAUAGAUUAUUCGCUGGAUCCAAUGGCUGUACAACAAGCAGAGGUAACCUGGUGGACCAUGAUUUUGAAAAUAAUUGAUCUAUCAGAAACAGCAGUGUUCGUUUUAAGGAAAAAAGAUAGACAAAUAUCUUUUCUGCAUCUUUAUCAUCAUGUUACAACGGUGUUGAUAAUAUGGAUUUCAGUCAAGUACUUUGCAGGAGGCAUGUGCACCUUUCCCAUAAUGGUGAACAGUAUGGUUCAUGUCAUUAUGUAUACUUACUAUAUGUUGACAGCGAGAGGUCCAAGAUUACGAAAAAUCAUGAGCUUUAUCAAGCCCUACAUUACCAUUAUUCAAAUGAUUCAAUUUUGUGUACUACUGGUCCAUGCCAGCCAAGCAUUGUCAUCUUCGUGCGAUGUUUCAACAACAGCAGCGAUGGUCUACAUAACAAAUCUCUUCAUAAAUCUUUUCUUGUUUAUUCAUUUUUAUAGAAAGAAUUAUACGUCGCAAAAAAAGACUGUUUGAUCUAAAAAAUGUAUCAGCUUUUAAUGUAAAUUUAAAAAAAAAUAAUAAUAAUUAUAAUAAUAAAUUACGAA
Neodiprion fabricii is the source of this 997-nucleotide messenger RNA. RefSeq names its product elongation of very long chain fatty acids protein AAEL008004-like. The coding region runs from base 141 to 926 and encodes 261 amino acids. NCBI's taxonomy places the organism in Eukaryota, Metazoa, Arthropoda, Insecta, Hymenoptera, Diprionidae. Gene Ontology annotation, cellular component: endoplasmic reticulum membrane. Gene Ontology annotation, molecular function: fatty acid elongase activity. The record is from RefSeq and is a predicted model, not a curated record. The transcript is spliced from 4 exons. Gene Ontology annotation, biological process: sphingolipid biosynthetic process; fatty acid elongation, polyunsaturated fatty acid; very long-chain fatty acid biosynthetic process.